AUCAAAGCACACACCGAACAGUUUUAGCAGGAAGUGCCACAUUGUUUCGGAAGGAUUGAAGAAAGGUCAAGUUUCUUUUGUUAAGAGCGGAUUGAUUGAAGCAGGCCUUGGAUAAAUCCAUAUCUUUUUUUGCUUGGCCACGUACAGUGUACAUCUUUUGACCAAAACAUUUAUUUUUUUAUUUUCACUAAAAUACACGCCUGGUUUCAACCGAAGCUUGUUCCGUAGAGUACUAGACAGCCUGUAAGCAGCCCAAGAAAGGAAGAUGUUUGAAUCAGAAGACGAGGAUGUUCUGGAAACGGUGCUGCGCUAUCAGCUGCAGCAGCCUGCAUUGUCACCCAUAACUACUACGAUGGCUAGCGUCGCUGAAAACAACAUCUUUAGCAAUGAUAACGCAUUUUUCUCCAAUAUCUUGCUUCAAAAGUUGGCCCUGUUAAGACACAGUGGACUCUUCAACCACGUUAGUGAAACGGGGCAGGCGGCUGCAAGCACCUCAGGUGGCACUGCCACUGUUGUGGAGAAUUACAACGACGACGACGGCGACAACGACAACGGCUGCGGCGGCGGCGACUACAACGACGACGACGACAACGACCAGCAAAAUAACAUGUUGACCAUGGAAUCUGAUAUGAAAGGGGGUGGCAUUCUACAUGCCACAAUGCCCCCGCACCACCCAUCGUCUCUGCAUGGCCACAGUACCUCGCCGUAUGGGGCGCUGGGAUCGCUAAGCAUGAUGAACACCGGUCUGUCGCAGCUUUCCUCUCAUCAGACGUCUGCCGCACAGCAACAUCACCUGGUCGGGGGCGGAGGUGGUGGACAUCAGCAACACCAUAUGAGCCACGGUUUGAGCAGCAACAACAGCAGCAGCAGCAGUAACAACAACAACAGCAGUGGCUACGGAAGCCCCCUGCAACAGCCGGUGUCCGGUCUGAGUCCGACCGGUCUCGUCUCAGGGCAAGGACACUCGCAGCACAGUUCGCCGACGGGAAUGACUACUACUGGCCAGCAUCACAUUACCGCUGGCGGUGGCCACCAUCACCAUCAUCACGGUACCGGUGGACUGUUGGGUGUGAAUCACAACAACAACAACACGAGCAAAGCAGCCCAACAAAACGCCGAUCGCGUAAAGCGACCCAUGAACGCAUUCAUGGUUUGGUCCCGAGGUCAACGGCGAAAGAUGGCCUCCGACAACCCGAAGAUGCACAACUCGGAGAUCUCGAAGCGACUUGGGGCGCAAUGGAAAGACCUGUCCGAGACGGAAAAGCGCCCAUUUAUCGACGAGGCGAAGCGGCUCCGUGCGGUACACAUGAAAGAGCAUCCGGACUACAAGUACCGGCCGCGCCGGAAGACGAAGACGUUGACGAAAGCCAAGGAAAAGUAUCCGCUCGGUGUGGGCUCGUUGCUGGGCGCUGGACAAACGAACGAGGGCAGCGGGAUGCGCGGAAGUGGAUCGUCGACCACAUUGGCCGCGCAGCAGGCGGCAGCAGCAGCGGCUGCGGCGGCAGCAGCCGCAGCGAAUCGUGAUAUGUACCACCAGAUGCCUCCAAAUGGCUAUAUGCCAAAUGGAUACACGAUGAUGCACGAUCCGUCAUCGGCGGCAGCUUACCAGUCUCAGCAGCACUACAUGAGCAAUUACCAUCACCACCACCGGUACGAAAUGGGGCAGAUGGCGGCUGCGGCAGCAGCUUCCGGCACUACGGCUGGAUCCCUGAACAGUUACAUGAACGCCGGUUACGGUGGAAUGUACGGUGGAGGAAGCGGUGGAGGCGGAGGAGGUACCGUAUCUGGUGGUCAAACCUCUCCCUACGGUGGCAGCGGAGGUGGACUGCAGCAGCCCGGUUCGCCGUACAGUACGACAAUCCAGCAGCAGCCCGGAUCCCCGUACGGACUAAACCACCAGCCCGGAAGUGCGUUGUCCUGCCAAAGCCACAGUCCCAGUGAUUCGAGCGUGAAAUCGGAACCAGUGUCACCCAGUCCGAUCGCGUCCGCCACCAACAACAACUUAACCAUGAAGCGAGAAUAUAUAGUUGGCGGAGGCCACCAGCAGCAAUCGACGGCAGCCGAUUUGAGUCAUUUGAUCAACAUGUACCACGUUCCGGAUAUGCAGCAGACGGGUGGUUCAGAUUUGCAGCAACAUCAUCGCAAUCAUCUAAUGCAACACUACCAUCAGCAUAAUAGCAGUGUGUCGCCCGAUCUUCAAUCGCAGCAUCAGCACCUUCAGCAGCACCAGCAGGUCCAGCAACAGCAACAACAACAGCAGCAGGUUCUGCGAUCUAUGGCACCGAUCUCACACAUGUGAGAGUUGGCCGCAACCGCGACGGACCUCUUGGUGCACCAUCAUCACCAACAGCAACAGCUUCGUGUGUCGAAAGCACUGGUAUCAACAUCGCCAUCCGCUUCGGUUACUUCGACGGCGUCCACCAACCAUCAUGCGACUGCGACAGUUGCUGCAGCAACGCCACCAUGCAACUCCAGGAACAAUAGUAAUGACAGCAGUACUCCCGCUGCACUAGCAGGAAGUAAUG
Molecule: messenger RNA, 2525 nt
Organism: Anopheles arabiensis
Lineage: Eukaryota; Metazoa; Arthropoda; Insecta; Diptera; Culicidae
Product: transcription factor SOX-3-like
Exons: 3
Coding region: 266-2299 (677 amino acids)
Biological process (GO): cell differentiation; anatomical structure morphogenesis; positive regulation of transcription by RNA polymerase II
Molecular function (GO): DNA-binding transcription factor activity, RNA polymerase II-specific; RNA polymerase II cis-regulatory region sequence-specific DNA binding
Source: RefSeq, a predicted model, not a curated record